This is a messenger RNA of Colletotrichum spaethianum, 2136 nucleotides long. RefSeq names its product vacuolar protein sorting-associated protein vps5. The transcript has 5 exons. Gene Ontology annotation, biological process: vesicle-mediated transport. NCBI's taxonomy places the organism in Eukaryota, Fungi, Ascomycota, Sordariomycetes, Glomerellales, Glomerellaceae. Gene Ontology annotation, cellular component: cytosol; endocytic vesicle. The record is from RefSeq and is a predicted model, not a curated record. Gene Ontology annotation, molecular function: guanyl-nucleotide exchange factor activity; ubiquitin binding; small GTPase binding. Bases 1 to 2136 code for a protein of 711 amino acids.
AUGUCUUCCACAGAUCCCACAAAUCAUUCUCCCGGCCUACCUGGCGACACCCAUCAUGACUCCGCCACUGUUCCGGUGACGAGCGCCGAGCCCGCGGGGUCGAAGGCUGAAACGCAGCCUCCCGAGCUCGACAACCAUGAGAAAGAAAGCAAGCCCGCACUGUCCGCGAAGGCAGCGGGCAAGCAACAGGCGACGGACGACCUGAUCGACUUUGGCGACGAUAAUCUGGAAUCGACGCCGGAGACGAAGUCUAUCGCCUACUCGGACAGCAAGUCGGCUCGAGAAUCAAGCCAGACCGCCUCUGCACCAGCCUCAGAGAAUGCACCGGAGCCCAUGACUUCCUCGAUCGCUACCCUAAAGCCCACGAGUCCUCUGCCUGCCGAAACUGCCACCCAGUACCUCACGAUAGAGUCCACGACCUACGUUGACCCAACACCUCCCACUCCCAGCACGUCACAGCCGCCGUCUCGAACGCCGUCGAACGCUACCAAGCGCCGGCCGUCGUCCGAGGCAUCCCCAACGAGAUCUGACGCCGGCUACGACGAGCGCAGAUAUGGAAGCGAAGAUGAGCAAGAAAAUGGAUCACGAUCCGAAAUCCAGAGCAUUAUGGAGCAAUUCACUGGCGAUGGUGGAGGACCGGGGGUUGAAGAAGUCAUGAGUCCAAGACUGGAGAUUGCAUCGCCUAUGCUGGGUAGUCCUGGCAUUCAGCAUCCGCCUCGGAAGUCCAGCCUCGAGCCGCUAGUCCCGUCACUGUCCCACCAGGUUCAGGAACUCCAGGGUCUGAGGAUACACUCGGCCUCCCCUGCCAGCAUUCUUUCUCGAGAGCGGGCCCCCGAUGACCAAGGCCCUCCUGUCCCGCCAAAGGACGGUCCUCCCGCAACGCCUUCGCGAUCUCACGAAGACAGACAAAUGAGCACAGACUCCCAAUUGUCUCCUGGUAUGGAGAAGUUGGUCAUGAACCGGCUCUACACGCAGACUUUCUCGCCUGCGAUUCCUCCGCCACAACCGAUUCCUGGUGCGAAACCGAAACGGCGAGGGGGUGAGCGACCCAUGGGACCCGGGCGACGUGGGCAGCAUCAAGAGGACGUGGAACGGGAUGAUAUCCUAACACAAAAGAUCAACAUCUACGCAUGGCUCCGGGAGGAGCAUUUAGACAUUCCGCCUGCUGGCGACAGCGGAAGGCGGUUCCUCAAGCUCGCCCAACAAGAACUCCUCAAGAUCAAGUCUUACCGGGCGCCACGGGAUAAGAUAAUCUGCGUCCUUAACUGUUGCAAAGUCAUCUUCGGGCUUCUCAAGCACUCCAAAUCAGACUCAUCGGCCGACUCAUUUAUGCCGCUCUUGAUUUAUGUCGUCUUGCAAGCCAACCCGGAGCAUUUGGUGUCCAACGUCCAGUAUAUCCUGCGCUUCAGAAAUCAAGAGAAGCUUGGUGGCGAGGCAGGCUACUAUCUUUCAUCGCUGAUGGGCGCCAUCCAGUUCAUUGAAAACAUGGACCGGACAACCCUUACGAUCACGGAUGAGGAGUUCGAAAAGAACGUUGAGGCAGCUGUGUCUGCGAUAGCAGAAAGGCACCGUCUUGACUCGCCGGCAGUCGUGCAGGAGCCCACCUUCUCGGAGAAAACAGGUUUUCAGCUGGGAGACUCCUCCGGCCGACCCUCUAUAGACAUGGUUGGAGAAUCUUCCACACCACGUCGCUCAACAUCAUCGAACGAAGGCAGCAAAGAAGUCGAUGAUCAAGCCCCGAUUACCGGUCUCCUCCGAUCGAUACAGAAACCACUCAGCACCAUCGGCCGCAUGUUUUCUGACGAGCCGUUGCCUGCGCCGCCAGUGCCCAGUAAUACCACAAGGCCACCAGGUUCUUCCGAACGAUUGUCCCCCAGACCAAGCACAGAGAUACCGCCGGAUGGGCAACAGCCCGCCCCUCGUCAUCAACUGUCGGCUGAGGAGGCUGCAGCCAGGCAGGCGAGCGCCGAGGUUGCAGAAGCGCAACGUCUCAGUAGAGCAGAGCACAAUAAUGUCGUCGAGACGCUUGCGGGCAUGUUUCCCGAUCUCGACAGGGACAUCAUUUCGGACGUGGUAUAUCAGAAGCAGGGCAGAGUUGGGCAGGCUGUCGACGCCUGCCUUGCCCUAUCCAAUUGA